Molecule: messenger RNA, 5921 nt
Organism: Lepus europaeus (European hare)
Lineage: Eukaryota; Metazoa; Chordata; Mammalia; Lagomorpha; Leporidae
Gene: BICD1
Product: BICD cargo adaptor 1
Exons: 11
Coding region: 1-2937 (978 amino acids)
Biological process (GO): regulation of microtubule cytoskeleton organization; protein localization to organelle; positive regulation of receptor-mediated endocytosis
Cellular component (GO): cytosol; Golgi apparatus
Molecular function (GO): dynactin binding; cytoskeletal adaptor activity; dynein intermediate chain binding
Source: RefSeq, a predicted model, not a curated record
AUGGCCGCGGCCGAGGCGCUGCAGACGGCGGACCAGUACCAGGCCGAGAUCGAGCGGCUGAGCAGGGAGCUCACGGAGACGACGCACGAGAAGAUCCAGGCGGCCGAGUACGGGCUGGCGGUGCUGGAGGAGAAGCUGGCCCUGAAGCAGCAGUACGACGACCUGGAGGCCGCCUACGACGGCCUCAAGCAGGAGCUGGAGCAGCUGCGGGAGGCGUUUGGGCAGUCCUUCUCCAUCCACCGGAAGGUUGCUGAGGAUGGCGAGACCCGGGAGGAGACGCUGCUGCAGGAGUCGGCGUCCAAGGAGGCUUACUACCUGGGGAAGAUCCUGGAGAUGCAGAACGAACUGAAGCAGAGCCGGGCUGUGGUCACCAACGUCCAGGCCGAAAACGAGAGGCUCACAGCUGUCGUGCAGGACCUGAAGGAGAACGGCGAGAUGCUGGAGCUGCAGCGCGCGCGGAUGAAGGACGAGAUCCGCGAGUACAAGUUCCGGGAGGCCCGGCUCCUGCAGGACUACACCGAGCUGGAGGAGGAGAACAUCACGCUGCAGAAGCUCGUGUCCACGCUCAAGCAGAACCAGGUGGAGUACGAAGGCCUGAAGCAUGAGAUCAAGCGGUUCGAGGAGGAGACGGUGCUGCUCAACAGCCAGCUGGAGGACGCCACGCGGCUGAAGGAGAUCGCCGAGCACCAGCUGGAGGAGGCCCUGGAGACCCUGAAGAACGAGCGGGAGCAGAAGAACAGCCUGCGCAAGGAGCUGUCGCAGUACAUCAGCCUCGGCGACAACCACGUCAGCCUGUCCGUGGACGGGCUCAAGUUUGCCGAGGACGGGAGCGAGCCCAACAACGACGACAAAAUGAACGGCCACAUCCACGGGCCCCUGGUGAAGCUGAACGGAGACUACCGGCCGCCCGCCCUGCGCAAAGGGGAGCCCCUGCACCCCGUCUCGGACCUGUUCAGCGAGCUGAACAUCUCCGAGAUCCAGAAGCUGAAGCAGCAGCUCAUGCAGGUGGAGCGGGAAAAGGCCAUCCUUCUGGCCAACCUGCAGGAGUCGCAGACACAGCUGGAGCACACGAAGGGGGCGCUGACGGAGCAGCACGAGCGGGUGCACCGGCUCACGGAGCACGUGAACGCCAUGAGGGGCCUGCAGAGCAGCAAGGAGUUCCGGGCCGAGCUGGACGGGGAGAAGGGCCGGGACUCGGGGGAGGAGGCCCACGACUACGAGGUGGACAUCAAUGGCUUAGAGAUCCUCGAGUGCAAAUACAGGGUGGCAGUGACCGAGGUGAUCGAUUUGAAAGCAGAAAUUAAGGCUUUGAAGGAGAAAUACAACAAAUCGGUAGAGAACUACACCGAAGAGAAGGCCAAGUACGAGAGCAAGAUCCAGAUGUAUGAUGAGCAGGUGACGAGCCUUGAGAAGACCACCAAGGAGAGCGGCGAGAAGAUGGCCCACAUGGAAAAGGAGCUGCAGAAGAUGACCAGCGUCGCCAACGAAAAUCACAAUACCCUCAACACAGCCCAGGACGAGCUGGUGACGUUCAGUGAGGAGCUGGCUCAGCUGUACCACCACGUGUGUCUGUGUAACAAUGAGACCCCCAACAGGGUCAUGCUGGACUACUACAGGCAGAGCAGAGUCACCCGCAGCGGCAGCCUCAAGGGGCCCGACGACCCCAGGGGACUCUUGUCGCCACGACUGGCCAGGCGGGGUGUGUCGUCCCCUGUAGAAACAAGGACCUCAUCUGAACCAGUUUCUAAAGACAACACAGAGGCCAGCAAAGAACCCAGUCCAACCAAGACCCCCACCAUCUCUCCUGUCAUCACUGCCCCACCGUCAUCUCCAGUAUUGGACACGAGCGACAUCCGCAAAGAGCCAAUGAACAUCUACAACCUCAAUGCCAUCAUCCGGGACCAAAUCAAGCACCUGCAGAAGGCUGUGGACCGGUCCUUGCAACUCUCUCGCCAAAGAGCAGCGGCCCGGGAGCUGGCCCCCAUGAUUGAUAAAGACAAGGAGGCCUUAAUGGAGGAGAUCCUCAAGCUCAAGUCCCUGCUGAGCACCAAACGGGAGCAGAUCGCCACGCUGCGGGCAGUGUUGAAAGCCAACAAGCAGACAGCCGAGGUGGCACUCGCGAAUCUCAAGAACAAGUAUGAAAAUGAAAAGGCGAUGGUGACGGAAACCAUGACCAAGCUUCGGAACGAACUGAAGGCUUUGAAAGAGGACGCUGCGACUUUCUCAUCCCUGAGAGCGAUGUUCGCAACAAGAUGUGAUGAAUAUGUCACGCAGCUGGAUGAGAUGCAGCGCCAGUUGGCAGCCGCAGAAGACGAGAAGAAGACUCUGAACACUUUGUUACGAAUGGCUAUCCAGCAAAAGCUCGCCCUGACCCAGCGGCUGGAGGACCUGGAGUUUGAUCAUGAGCAGUCCCGGCGCAGCAAAGGCAAGCUUGGGAAGAGCAAGCUCGGCAGCCCUAAAGUAAGUGGGGAGGCGCUCGUCACCGCGCCCACCGUAGACACUUACCUCCUGCGUAGUCAGGGCCCACAGCCACCCAGCAUUCGGGGCAGCAGUGGCACCCAGAGGAAAAGACAAUUUUCACCUUCCCUUUGUGAUCAGAGCCGUCCCAGGACGCCAGGGGCUUCCUACCUGCAGCAUUUAUUAAGCGUUCCCCCUGAUCCCACCUCCACAGAAUCAUUGCUUCUGAAGGGCUCCCCUUCCAUGGGUGACUUCUUCCAAGGGCAACGGCUCAGCAAGGAAAAAAGGUUAACCGUGGCUCCACCAGCAAAAAGAGAUUGUCAGCAGCCUGCUCCCUCCGUACCGCCACAGUGCUCACAAGUAGCUGGGAGGACAGACUGCCCGACGGUCAGUCCUGACGCAGCCGUCCCCGAGGAGCAGCCGCCGUGCAGCUCCCAGUGCGCCCCCCUCCACUGUCUGUCCAAGCCUCCUUACCCCUAGUCUGCAUCUCCCGUGGACGAGCGCCUGGGGUGAAAGCCUGGUGGCCGCACGCAGGACACUGCCCACGGUCCAGCGGAUAGCUGCUUCUCACUUGUUAGACGUGCGAUCGGAUGGAUGCCCAUCGUGUGGAAGACGGAGAAGGUCGAGCCGAAGCACAGACCCUGGAGUGACAACAUCUCGUGGUUUCUCUAGGUCACACGUACACUUCUGCCAUCGAACGAAUACAGUUCAGUUACAAGACACAACACAAGUAGGACACAGGAAACACGUAUGUCAGACUGCUGACUUGGCCUCCGUAGCAUGAGAGAGACCCGCGACCACGUCGCACGCCUGUACUGGGACGUCAUCUUUCCUCACUCCAGAUUUGGCUGUAGAAGUUGAUUCCAGUAGUUUUCGUCUUGCAUAUUUAUUUUGUACUUUCUCUGCUCUGUGUUUUAUGUCUAUAAAAAUAACUUGGGCGAGAGGCGAAUUUAAUUCAUUCAUUUUCAAGGAAGCAUCAUCUACUCAGUUAUGUCUGAGUUUUGAGUUAGCUUGAACCUGGAAUUGGCUGGAUGGGGGUCCGUGUCUUGCACAAGAUGAGAAGUGAGGUGCAUCCGAAUGGUAACAAUACCUGUAUUUUGCUGCUACGCUGAUGUUGUUUGUGCACUUAUUUCCUAAUCAGUAGCUCAUUAACUGCUGGUUUUUUUUUUUUUUAUUUUAAACUAGAGUUCUUCACUGAACAUUAUUAAGUAAAUCUAAGAGAGAGACUAAGUUAUGAUUCAUUGACUUAUUCGAGUUUUCAAUUUUUUUGACUUUUUAAUGCAAUUAAGUAGAUGUACUGGUGCUGCCCCUGUGUGUGUGCGUAUGUGUGCGUGCGUGCGUGUGUGUGUGUCUGGAUGUCAAAGAAGGCUAAAGAACUUGAAGGGAAAACAUGGUGUAGUUAGUGACCUGAAUUUUUUUUUACUCCUCCCAUACUCCCAAAUUUAGGGUUCUACCAUGCAUCUUUCCUGCUAAAAAUUAUCAAGUAUAGAUGCAAACGUACACAGAUAGGUAGAUACGAGUUAGCCGUUGACUGAUUACCCAGAAAGUGUUCAGAUCUUGAUUCAAAUGGUAUGUUUUGUUGUUGCAUUUUUUUCAUAGUGAAUCUUCCUUGCCAAAAAGAAGAGAUAAUAACCCUUAGCUCACUGUCUACCUUUGACAAACACUCAGGUGCCUACAGCCCUUGUUGUAUUGAAAUAACAGCUGUUCCUGAUGCAUUCACAGAUUCUGCUGGGUGCGUGUGUGACUCGGUUUAAGGCAGUGGCUGUUCAUGGUGAAGUUUAUUUUGCUCCUAACUGACAGACAAGGAAGGCGGCUUGUUGCGCUGAAAGGCCUAACACUUUCGGGCUUCUUAACUCUCAAGGGCUUCCCCAGUGGCUGCUAGUGCUGAGUGCUUGCUUUCCGGUUGCCUUAACAUAUUUAGAACCAUAAAGGUUUUACCACUUUCCACGGAACUUCUCUUGGAAACGCAAAACCAUCCUGACUGUUCACACGGGGGAGUUCACACUGUAGACCUAACAGCAGGGCGCGGGCUCUCCGGGGUAGGUGGCCCCGGGAGGCCAAGGGUAAGUCGGGACGCACUGGACAGGCGACUUGGAUCAGCCACAGGCCCGCUAAAUGCUGGUCACUGUUACCAAAGCAACCAAGAAGUGCUGCAGUUAGAGGGUGCAGCUGGGAGUACGCAGUUGAGAACCUCACGCGAACAGGGAUUCAGGCGAACGAGCCGAAACAGAAACAAAACCAGUCUUUGUCCCGUGCUGCUCCCCGCAGCCCGGCUGCCUGCUCUGUGCUACCUGCACUGCCCUGCUGCCGGCCCCGUACCCGCCCGUGAGACGGUGCGGCCCGAGCCCGAGCCCCGCUAGGGAAGCUCGUCUCUGUCUCCACUGUUUCUUUUUCUUUUUCCCUUUUUCAAGCACCAUGUGUUCAGACGUGAGAAGGGACGUAGCUGCUAGGUUGACUUUUCAUAAACACUCGUGGUGCCUGAGGGAGAACAUGCCUUUUUGAGAAGUACCUCAGAACAUCCUCUCAGACUUGUUCCGUGGGCCUGCAGGGCUGUCUGCCCGUCCUCAGCAUGCUGGUGUGCUCCUGUUCCCGUACUGUGGAUCGGCGGCCCACAAAAAGCCAGGUCGUUACAGAACCUUUCAUUUCUUUCAGUGCAAAACUUCCCAUUAAGAAUAGUAUGGUCUGGUGAUAUCUCAGAUCUUCACGGAAUGGAAAAUGCUUUAGUUUUCUGAAAAUCUUAAGUUUAGCAAAACUUCACCAAGAUCCAGAAACGUGGCAAUACAGUUCUCAUUUUCAGCACAAAAGUGGGUGACAGCCUCCGCAGGAGACAAUAUACUGGGCAUUUCCAUCGUGGCGUCAGUUAGUAGCUAAAACAGAGUGGUAGCUGUGUUUGUUUAUAAACCUUUAAAGUGAAUAGGUCUGUGUGGUAGUGACCAAAAUCAGUACCUGCAAAGGUAACCUCAGGAUUCAAAAGGAAACUGAAAAACAGAAGAACUAGUGGAAAUCAGAAGCAGUGAACCUCAGACUAAUUGGAGGCAUCCCCCCGGGAAGAAAUGCAGACUGCCGAACUAAGACUGAAUGACCGGCUAACCGGGCAGACACAAUGAACGCAGGUUAAAAGUAACUCGUGGUUAGCUAAGGAAUCAGGUAGUUUUUUAAAGUAAGCACAAUUGUAAUACUGAAAAGAAUAGCUCCUAUGUAGAAACACUUUCCUAACGAGGACUUUUCUUAAAUGGGACUAGAAGGGACCAGUCACCUGCCGUGGCCCGGAGCGUGACGGACCUUGGUUUAACCGCAGUGAACUCCGGAUUCUCCAGACCCCUUUUAUGAUCCAGUUCUAGACUGCAGUGAAAGGGAUUUGGGGAACUGAGAAAACCAAGUCAUUCAAUGACUGCGAAAGGACCUGUUUAGAAAUUACACUGUACUUAGCCUAACAAGAAAAGGUCCAGCAGUGAUCUUCAAGA